This is a messenger RNA of Vitrella brassicaformis, 1352 nucleotides long. The record is from the annotation of a GenBank genome assembly. Lineage: Eukaryota; Vitrellaceae.
AGGAGACACACACACAUACAGACAGGAGAGAGAUGAUUGAGUGCAAUUUGAAAGACUGGCUGACUUCGCCGAGAACGAACCCACAGAGCCACCACGCAGCCCCGUGAGGCAGCACACAAGACAAAAACAGCCCUCUCUCUCUCCCUCGCUCUUUCUCUCGCUGUUCGUCCUUUUCGCAAUGGGCGGCGGUGUGCUCUGAUGCAAUGUCGGUGUCGGCCAUCGCCCUCUCGUCGACUCACACGCAGCCGACGAGAGAGUCAUGGACGACACCAAUGACACAUCACGGCACAGCCACUACGACGACACACCAAAAGCACCAGAUAUCACUCACUCACUCGCUGUCAGCAGUUCUCUUCCUAGCUGUUCCGCCACGCGCAUAGGCCUGUCUGUCCGCAUGUACCCAUGGCAUCGCUGGUGUGUUUUCGUCCCGCGGCUGGUGACGUGUGACGGCCUCUCGCAAUGACAGAGAGACCAUCAGACGUCACCUGUCACGGCUCGAGAACAGCCCAGCUAUGUCAUGAUCGGCACACUCAUGCACCCGUUUCGCUGUCACUUAGUCUAUCGACAACCACCACCGUAAAGGAGGUGCCACACGUAUCCACAAGAGGACACCACACGACAAACGCGGCCAGCCAAGAGACUCAUUCAGAAUUUGAUGCUGCGGUCUCCGUGUCUUCUGUUGGCCGCCAGAAGGGGUUGUCACGCACGCGGAAGGCAAGGGAGCACGACGGACAGCAAAACACGUCAUAACCCUACACACAAUACACACACAAGUCCCACACAGGUCCAGACAGACACACAGGUCGCUCGGGUGUGUGUGGCAUGGCACCCACCUGCAGCAGUUCGUCCAGGCCGAUAUCGACAACGUCCCCACACCGACAAAGCCACGCAUAACACGCCCUCCCAUCGCUCUUACCCGACGGCACCGAUUGCCGCACGUCAAGCAGGUCAGCAAAAGCCACCUCAGUCGCAUUCGCGUGCUCACCAGCUGCAAACAAAAAACAAUCAAGCCAGACAGAUCCCGUCAACAUCUGGCUCUCUUUGCCUACCAGCCUGUGUCAGAUCCCACUGUGCCCGGCUCUUGUUGUCCCUCAGCUUCUCGAAGGCCUGCUGCAGCCGCUGGAACCGGCCGUGGCCACCGAGUGGCCGCUUGUCGGGGUGGCACUGACGCGCCUGUGAGAGGUAGGCCUGCCGGAUGGCGGCGAACGUGGCAGUGCGGGACACGCCGAGCACAUCGUAGGGACUUAUGUGUGGGGGGGAUGACGACGAUGAGGAUGGCGAAGAUGCGUUCUCUCGUGCUGCAGCGGUGGCGCCGUCAGUCAUGGCUCAUGGGAGUCUCGGGGCGACUCCCC